AUGUCAUUAUCUUAAAGAAUAACAGUGACAUAAAAGGGAAGGGAACUACAAGAAUAACUUAGAGAACAAAACAGACAACCCUAAAAACCAGCAUUAGUCAAGGAAAAUUAAGGUAAAACAAUUAGGAAGAAUUGAUAGAUAGUUUAGCUCAUUUUUUUGAUAAAGAACUUAAAGCAUAAGAUUAACUUAAUAGUUAUGCUUCAUUAAUACAAAAUAGAUUGAAAUCUCCAGAAUAAAUUAUAGAAUUUCUUGAAACAAAAUUUUAGAAACAACCUUUAUUUGUUUAAAAGGAGAUGUAAAAAGUAGGAUAAAGAAUAUUUCACUAUGGAAAUAGAGAGAUUCAUUCCUAAGCAGUUUUACCUUAAUUAGAUUUUAGGUAAAAGUAAUAUAUGAAAAACAAAUAUGCAAAUUACAGUGAAAAUUUAUCAUCUAGAUAAUCAAGUACAAAAAUAAUUUAAAAUGUUAGGACAUUAAGUUGAGGAAGGAUUAACAAAAAAAGUUAAUUUCAUGUUAUUUUAAGAAGGAAAGAUAGAGAGAAUGAUCACUAAGUAUGAAAAAUUCAAUGAAAAAGCUAAAUUAAUACCUUAAUAUAAGAAGGAUGAUAAAAAAGGAGAAGAUUUUAUGAAAUAGUUACUUUAAAGAAUGGAUGCAGGCUAAGAAACAAGAGUUGAAUCAUUAUAAGAAAUAAGAUAAUAGCAUUAAGCAGAAUUAAGUUUACUUGAAUAUUAAAAUCUAUAAUAGGAGAGAUUAAGAUAAACUAUGUCAGAUUUGCAUAAAUCAAAAUAUGGAAGAUAUUGGAAUAAAUUAAAAUUAUCAUCUAGAACAGAUAAAUGA
Messenger RNA from Paramecium pentaurelia, 834 nucleotides. Lineage: Eukaryota; Ciliophora; Oligohymenophorea; Peniculida; Parameciidae. The record is from the annotation of a GenBank genome assembly.